CCAAUGCUUGUUAUUGUAGACCAUUUGCAUAUCCAGUACAAUGGGUUUUUGCUUGGGAUUUUGUUGAUUUCGCUUUCGUGUUUGGAGGAAGGGAGGGACUUGAUGGGUGGUCUUGUUUUUGCUGUGUUGUUGUGCUUCAAGCAUUCGUUUGUGGUUGCGGCCCCUGUUUAUUUUGUUUACUUGUUGAGGCAUUAUUGUUGGAAAGGAUUGGUGAGGGGUUUCUGGCUGCUUUCGGUUUUGGGGGCUGUUGUUGUGGCUGGCUGUUUUUACAUUGGCAUAUGGCCCGUUUGUGUAUCAUGGGCAGGUUACCCCUGCGACAACCUUUAUCCUGGUUCUGAUUGCCUUAUCUGCUUGUCUCAAGCUUGGAGACAUCGACAGCCAUGGUUGAUUACAAGAUGGGUAGCCUAUGCAUACACAUGAGAAGGCACCACUCCACUUUGUCAUCCCCGUUGCCAUUGUCGCAUUGCAGAGUUUGGAUAAUGCGAAGCAUUACUUCUUGUUAUCAAUUGGUAUGCUUCUUCUUGCUUUCAUUUCUUCGUAGAGAAACGAGGGGAGAUUUGUUGAGUGGGGGUUAUCAGCUUCAGGAUCGCUGCUAAACUGUUAUAAAAAGGUUUCAAUACAUCUUCAAAGCUUCAAUGUUAGGGAGUCUUGACUAAGAUCACUGAAACUGAGUAUUUGUAAUUGAUGGAGGGAAAGAACAAACCUUUGCAUACAACACCCGAGCCCAAAAAAAAAAAACAUUAAAAUAUUUGAUUUGAUCUGGUAUUCUACAAUUAUAUGAUUGGAUGUCCAUUAUGCUGAAAAAUAAAUAAAAAAUCAUUCAGAUGUAUUGCUAUUUA
Messenger RNA from Malus domestica (apple), 839 nucleotides. The record is from RefSeq and is a predicted model, not a curated record. NCBI's taxonomy places the organism in Eukaryota, Viridiplantae, Streptophyta, Magnoliopsida, Rosales, Rosaceae.